AUGAUCCCAAAGCUCAUGGUCCUCAUGUGGUUGUUGGUAAGCAGCGACUUUACUCAGAGACCAGACCUCUCCAUCAGAACGCCAGUGAAACUGAACAGCCUCCCUCCAGUGUCAUGCUUCGACUCUCGCGCCAAUCCACUCACCUUUUUGAACGUCGGAAUUCGGGAAUGCCUCGUGCUGCGCAACGUGGGAGGCCGCUUCGCCUCGGCCGCAGGUGACAUCGCCGCGCUCGACACUCUCUUCCACGUUUCGCAGAUCAUCCUCAUUCAUCAUACCAACUGUGGGGCGUCGCACGUCACCAAGCAGCAGGUACUUGACGGAGUCCAUCAGAAGAGACCCGAGUUUACGGGAUUCGCAGAAGAGCUUGAAUGGAGAUUGCCGAUGAAGGAAGACAACCACAAUUCGUUGCUGGAGGACUUUGAAAGAGUCAAGAGUUGCGGGUUCCUCAGGGAGGAUUUGAUUGAUGGAGUUGUCGGGUUGUGGCUCGAUGUUGAGACUGGGCUGGUGAAGAGGGUGUAUCCUGAGGAUCAGUAG
Molecule: messenger RNA, 534 nt
Organism: Fonsecaea multimorphosa CBS 102226
Lineage: Eukaryota; Fungi; Ascomycota; Eurotiomycetes; Chaetothyriales; Herpotrichiellaceae
Exons: 1
Coding region: 1-534 (177 amino acids)
Molecular function (GO): zinc ion binding; carbonate dehydratase activity
Source: RefSeq, a predicted model, not a curated record